AUGCCACAGAAAAAUAUUUACAAAAAUUUCCACGAAUAUUGUGACAUUUACAUUUCUCGACUUCUGGGAACAGUUGGAUUCGACGUUCUAAAUCCCAACUUUCGCUUGACGCCACUUACCUAUUUCGUGAUUUUGGACACUUUUUCGUUUCUUUUCAUCAACGGAUACAACAUUCUCGUACUUUCGAAAGAUAUCAAAAGUACGUGUUACAAUUUUCUCACUUAUUGCUUCGGUUUUAUCAUGAUUGGAAGAAUCGCAAAUGGCUUAAUAAAUACAAAAAUGUUCCAAAAGUUGCGGGAUGUAAUGUUUAGCUUCACUUUUGACGAGGACACUGAAGGAGAAGAACUCGAAAAAUAUCUGUGGUACGGAAAAACAUCGAAAAUUCUUGGAUCCAUUGGAAUGACGUUCGCAUUAGUGGCAAAUGUGCUUUUUAUUGUGCCGCCAUUGGUGAUUUGGUUCGCUACGGGUCGUCAACAGUUAAGUUUCGGACUUUUUUUGUCAGUUAUUGAAGCCGAUAGUUCUGCCGGAUUUUUCUGCAACUAUAUCUACGACACUUUUCAAGGAUUAUUUGUGCCACAAGCUCUCAUCGGAUACCUAAACAUGAAUUUAUUGUACGUGAUUUGCGCAUGUUUUCAACUUGACGUCCUCGUGAUUAAAUUGCAAAAGUUGGAUAAGCAACUCCGCUUCACGGAUUUUGGUAAAAAAUCAAAACGAGACGAAAUUUGCGAGAUUUUGAAACUUCAUCAGGAGUUGAACGAAUAUUUGGCGGCAGUCGAGGAACUUUAUGUCUUGGAAUCGUUCAACAGCAUUUUGUUUUUCAUCCUGGGAAUUGCUCUCGGUUUGUUUAUUUGCGUCAAAGAAAUUUGGGUAGUCGGUUACCUGAUCAUUGUGCCUUGUUCUUAUAUGAUUUUUAUUAAUUCUCUCUUUGGCGUCGCAAUUGAAAUCAAAUCUGACACCCUUGUACGAACCAUAUAUGCAAUUCAGUGGCAUUUGAUGACCGUUGAGGAUAAAAAGUUGAUGCUACAAUUUUUGCAAGCAGCGCAAAAUCCCGUUCAAUUGAGUUAUGGCGGGCUGUUUCCGUUGAAUUUGGAGUCAUUUUCUAAAAUUUGUAAAUCAAUUUAUACUUAUUUAAUGUUCUUGAGAGACAUGGAUGUAUAA
Molecule: messenger RNA, 1158 nt
Organism: Culicoides brevitarsis
Lineage: Eukaryota; Metazoa; Arthropoda; Insecta; Diptera; Ceratopogonidae
Product: odorant receptor 43a-like
Exons: 2
Coding region: 1-1158 (385 amino acids)
Biological process (GO): detection of chemical stimulus involved in sensory perception of smell; sensory perception of smell
Cellular component (GO): plasma membrane
Molecular function (GO): odorant binding; olfactory receptor activity
Source: RefSeq, a predicted model, not a curated record